Molecule: messenger RNA, 2628 nt
Organism: Selaginella moellendorffii
Lineage: Eukaryota; Viridiplantae; Streptophyta; Lycopodiopsida; Selaginellales; Selaginellaceae
Product: protein transport protein SEC23
Exons: 5
Coding region: 26-2593 (855 amino acids)
Biological process (GO): COPII-coated vesicle cargo loading; endoplasmic reticulum to Golgi vesicle-mediated transport; intracellular protein transport
Cellular component (GO): endoplasmic reticulum exit site; COPII vesicle coat
Molecular function (GO): zinc ion binding; GTPase activator activity
Source: RefSeq, a predicted model, not a curated record
CAUAGGGUUUUCGCGAUCGCUGGCCAUGGCCGCCGCGGCUAGCGAGAUCGAGCCGGCUCCAUCGGAUCGAAAUAUUUCACGGCAGAAUUCGGCGCCGCAGCUGCCAGUGUCCACAUCGUCGUCCAGCGCCGAUCAGCGGUGGCAGUCGUUCAAUGGCGCAUCAGCAGCUCCAGCUCCAGGAAAUCCUCCUCCUCCGGGGCCAUAUUCCGGGCCUCCGGGAGCUCCACUCUUCAAGCCUGCGAUCCCUUUCUCCCCCCCUCCGCCGCCACCCUUCGCCGCGCAAUUCCCACAGCGCCCGCCGCCGCCGCCGGACAUCGCCGCGAGUUCGCCACGGCACGGGAUGAGCCAGCCAUUCUCGGAGAUUCCCAUCAGUCCUUCCUCCGGCCCUCCGGGAUUGAUGAACGGGCAGGGAGAAGAUCACACCAAGAUCUCUCCAGAGGACUAUGCCACGACCUUUGUCAUGUUUACAUCCCGACUGAUCUUGAGCGAGAAGAAGCUCCUGAAUGCAACAAGCUUGGCGUUUGGAGCUCUGCUAUCGCCAGGGAGAGAGAUCGACCCGUCACCUCCAGCCAUCCAGAGAGAUCCUGCACGCUGCGAGAAGUGUGGUGCGUACCCGAAUCUAUACUCUCGGCUCACUCCAGUCUCGGGGCAGUGGCAAUGCAUGCUUUGCCAGAAGAUCAACAGCAGCAAUGGAGAGUACAGGCCCGCCGGCGCCAACGAUUUGCAUAACUGGCCAGAGCUCGUGUCCCCCGUCGUGGACUUCAUGGAUGCUGGAUCAUGGAGGCCGGGAUUUGUUCCAGUGGCGGACUCGACAGUGGCAGCCGCUCCAGUGGUACUGGUUAUAGACGAGAGCCUGGAAGAACCUCUACUCCAACACUUACAGAGCUCUCUACACUCGUUCCUGGAUUCCUUGGGACCAUCAACUCGGAUAGGCAUCAUCACUUAUGGGAAGACGGUCUCCAUCUAUGAUCUCUCCGAGACUGCGCUCGCAGCGGCGGAUGUUAUACCGGGGGAUGUAGCUCCUAGCCACGAGCUGCUCAAGAUGCUGAUAUACGGGACAGGGAUUUAUCUCAUGCCUAUUCAUACUUGUCUGGGAGUCGCUCAUACGAUCGUCUCAUCUCUGAGGCCUUACUCCGGGAACUUGAGAGAAGCAGGGAGACCGCGGUGCCUGGGAACAGCCGUGGACGUUGCUCUCGCGCUUAUACAGGGUCCAUCGACGCAGAUAAUGGCAAAGCGAUCGGGUGGUAACAGCCAUGUCUUGGUCUGCGCGGCAGGCCCGAAUACUCUCGGUCCGGGAUCUCUUCCACAGUUUGAGAACCAUCCAAACUAUGCUUAUAUCGAGGCGAACUCUAUCAAGUAUAUGGAGCGUUUGGGACGCAAGGCCAGACUUUCAGACACAGCCGUGGACGUCCUGUGCGCUGGGACGUGUCCCGUGAGAGCGGUGACUUUGGAGCCGCUGGUGAAAGCUUCCGGGGGUGUGAUGGUGCUCCACGACGACUUUGGAGAGGCUUUCGGCCUCAAUCUCCAGAGAUCGUUUACAAGAGCCGGGGGACUUCGCGCGACUCUGGAAGUUCGAUGCAGCGAAGGGAUUGGAGUUAGCAGUGUUAUUGGGCCGGGACAGGACGCCAGCUCCGAUGCGGCCGAGUCUUUUGGAAGAGAGCCCGCGGUGGCACUGCGCAUGAUGAGCGUGGAAGAACACCAAGGAUUUGCCCUGUCAAUGCAGCUGACGAGCAACUUCCACGACGAUUAUGCGUACUUCCAGUUCGUGGUCCGCUACACGGGCACCUUCCAAGCUCGGAUAACGAGAGUCAUCACAGUGCGGCUGCCGGUCACGACUAGCGUUUCCAAGUACCUCACAGGAAUUAAUCCGGAGGCCGCAGCGGUCCUGAUCGCCAAGAGGACAGCCUUGGAAGCCAAGAGCAUGGCGGACGCGGCAGAGCUGCGCUUCUCAGUCGACCAGAGACUGAAAGAUAUACGCUCCAGGUUUGGACCAAGGGCCGGGGCACCGCCAUUCCCCAGGGAGAUUACAAAGCUGGCCGAGGCGCUGUUCCACUUGCGUCGUGGUCCACUGCUUGGAAGCAUUGUCGGCCACGAAGACGAGCGACUGGUGAUCAGGAACAUCUUCCUCCAAGCUUCGUAUGAGCUUGCACUGAGGAUGGUGGUGCCGCGAGUGUAUCUGUUCCACGACAAUGGCUCGUUCGAGGCUGUCCCGGCUUAUAACUUGGCGAUGCAGUCCCAGACGGCACUGAUCUUAGAUCACGGUACCGACGUUCAUAUCUGGCUGGGACAUGAGCUUUGUCAAGAUGAGAAGCGAAAUGUGGUGGCCUUCUCGGCUUGCAAGGAAUUCGUCCGGGAGAUAACGGAGACUCGAUUUCCUGUGCCGAGGAUGCUUACUUUCAAGGAGGGAAGCUCACAGGCAAGAUACUUGCAGGCGAGAUUAAUUCCCGCUCACGACGAUCCGCCAUACGAACAGGAGUCUAGAUUUCCACAAUUGCGGGAGUUGACACCGGAGCAACGCGCGAGGUUGAAGGUGAAAUUCGUCAAGACGGACGAGCCAAGCUUGACCGUCUGGAUGAAAAGUCUCAAGCUGUGAUUCAUCGAAGAAUAAAGACUAUCAAUUUUUCCACA